AAAUCCUUUGUUCAGUUGUCUUUGAGUUGUCUUGCUGGAAGUUGGGUACUAAAUAUGCAAGUACACUAUUAUACAAUUCUCUAGUUACAAAUGCGAAAUAAAUUCACACGGUGGACGAAUAACAUUUUGUAUAACACGAGACUUGGUAUAAAGUUAGUAUACACACUCCAGCAGUAAUUACAAGUCACGUACCGGUCCAUGCAAUUAAAAUCCCGUCAAGGCCUGCAGUUGAACAUUGUUAAGCAGGGACGGCCUAUCCGUAACCAUUACUGUGACCAGAUUCAUUCAAGCAGUGUUUGUGCAACUAAUUUCUGUUUACAAUUGUCGGAUUUUAGUUAGAGAAUCAACAACGACGUCAUUUGAUUCAAAGAAUAAGUAAACUUGUAAUAGUUGAUAGUGUGCCAUGCCAGCCAAAAAUCUUGGUACUGAUGACUGAAAGCUGACUUUGGUAUUUCCGACCGGUUUAAACGUACAUAUUCAUCUACUAUUCACAUAUCACAUCCCUUUUUCACUAUUCCUUCACUUUACUGUUGAGGUUGCAGACACAUACAUAUUCAAAAUAGAAAAUAUUUAUUUUCUCCGUUUCACCUCUGCGAGGAUUAUUUAGAAUUAGUGCUAUUGCUCUUGUUGAUCAGGCUUCGCAAAUUAAAAUCUUCAGUUUACACUGAUUUUCUAUACCGUGUUAAUUUACCAUAACCCCGUAUCAACCUCACUUAUUUGAAGGAGAACAUAUACAUAUUUAUAUACGACGAAUCUCAGUCUACUGUUUUUCAGAUAAAGCUCCACUUAUUUUCAAAGAGUCGUUGUAAGAGUGAAAAUUGUUAGCAUUAAGGCCAUUUGUAAAUUGGCAUUUAGUGGAUUUGAGACCCCAACCAACGGCGACAAUGUUGAGCAUCCAGAGAAUUUCGUACGAUCUCUUUGACACCUUCAGAUUAUUCGCGUUCCAUUUAUACACCUACACAGAGUACGUUUUCAAAAAGCUCCUUCCACGACCACCAAAGUCACUUGAAGGCGAAAUCAUUUUAGUCACCGGAUCAGGCAGAGGCAUUGGACGAUUCAUUUGUCUGGAAUUGGCUAGUCAUGGAGCUACAGUUGUUUGUUGGAGCAAAAGCCCUGGUCCAAAUGAAGAGGUUGCCCAACAAAUUAGACAGAGAGGGGGCAAAGCUUUUGCGUACAGUGUGGACGUCGGUGACAAGAAAGCUGUAGAACAAUCGGCUAACUUGGUUAAGAAAGAAGUUGGAAAUGUUACAAUUGUCAUCAACAAUGCCGGAGUGAUGAAAAUCUCACCAUUUUUGGACACCAGUGAGACAGAUGUCGAAUCAAUGUUCAGCGUCAAUAUCCUUUCUCACAUCUGGGUUAUUAAGCAGUUCCUACCAAAGAUGCUGGAAGUGAACAAAGGUCACUUGGUCUCCGUUUGUUCAGCAGCAGGACUUUUACCUACGAGGAACUUGGUGUCGUAUAGUUCAACUAAACAUGCUGUUCAUGGUCUUUAUGAUGCUCUUCGUGAUGAACUGCGAAUGAGAAAUGACAACAAAGUCAAAAUUACAAGUGUUUACCCAUUCUAUUGUUCCACUGCAAUGCUGGAUGGAGGAAUACCACAUACCAGAUUUCCAUUCCUGUUUCCAAUUGAUCCUCCAGAGGUCGUAGCUGCUAAAAUUGUUGAAGGAAUCCGAAGUGAGGUGGAAUAUUUGUACACUCCAAGGUUGGUGGGUUGGCUGGCAAUGUUUUCAUGGAUUGUCCCGUUGAGAGCAGUCGAUGCGUAUGGUGAUUUUUUACAUUUACAAAUUGACCCCGCCCCAGUGCAAAAACAACCACAAACUUGCACAAAAAACAAUUUUUUGAAUGGAAGUUGUGCAAAUGGACACAGUGUGAGAGGUUGAAACAACAUGAGGUUAUUUCAUUGUAUCGGCUUCGCCAUUUCCAAAAAUACGUAUGAUAUAGACCACAAAGUGGACUAUCUAUUAUUGAAUAACCAAUUCUGCUGAUCAUCAAUAUCCUUUUAUCCAGAGGGGUGUUUCUCUUGUACUAUCAAAGUAUAAAAAGAUCUGUCAUGUCGUUAUAUUUAUAAUUUUAAUGAGCUUUUAGACUAAUUUUGUAUGAAUAAUUACUUAAAGUAUUAAGAUGUUAUAUCGCAUGCAAUUUUAUAAAUAAAUUUGUUACGACAUUGUUCAUUUAUUAACAAAC
Messenger RNA from Folsomia candida, 2184 nucleotides. RefSeq names its product short-chain dehydrogenase/reductase family 16C member 6. The coding region runs from base 885 to 1880 and encodes 331 amino acids. The record is from RefSeq and is a predicted model, not a curated record. Lineage: Eukaryota; Metazoa; Arthropoda; Collembola; Entomobryomorpha; Isotomidae. Gene Ontology annotation, cellular component: lipid droplet. Gene Ontology annotation, molecular function: oxidoreductase activity, acting on the CH-OH group of donors, NAD or NADP as acceptor. The transcript is spliced from 13 exons.